Messenger RNA from Mytilinidion resinicola, 2134 nucleotides. RefSeq names its product PK beta-barrel-protein domain-containing protein-like protein. The record is from RefSeq and is a predicted model, not a curated record. Bases 132 to 1781 code for a protein of 549 amino acids. NCBI's taxonomy places the organism in Eukaryota, Fungi, Ascomycota, Dothideomycetes, Mytilinidiales, Mytilinidiaceae. The transcript has a single exon. Gene Ontology annotation, molecular function: pyridoxal phosphate binding; oxidoreductase activity; 2 iron, 2 sulfur cluster binding.
GUCCUAUAAGAUCACUCUCUUCCAUCUUUCUACCUACAUCCAUCGUCCUAUCACACUUGCUACCACCACUCUUCAAGAAAGCCUACCAACCUCUCAACACCACAUCUCCCAUCAUUAGUACUCGACAAACUAUGGCAGUCUUUUCAAUCUUCGAACUCGAGCAGCCAUUUCAGACCGAGAAGCUAGACCAGGUCCGAACGGGCAAGGUCAAGAAGGUCUUUGGCGGCAAGGCUCUUUCUGCCAUUUACAAAGUCCCCCACAAGGAGGCUAUCAAAGUCUCAAAACUAGGCUGCGAAGGUGAUGAACACCAUUACGAAUUCCAUGGCGGGCCAGACAAAGCCCUCCUGCAUUACUGCUCCCGACAUUACGACUCGUGGAAGGCGGAGCUACCUUCAAGCACCCACCUCUUCUCCUCGGGCGGCUUCGGUGAAAAUCUUGUCAGCCGCUACGCCAACGAACGGAAUAUAUGCAUUGGGGACAUCCUUUCCAUCGGAGAAGAGCUCAUCGUACAGGUUAGCGAACCGAGGGCACCAUGUUACAAGCUUAAUCAUCGCUUUGAGGUGAAGGAUAUGUCGCUGCGGUGCCAGACUCUAGCUCGUACCGGCUGGUUAUAUCGGAUUCUGCAAGAAGGGUCUAUUCGGCCUGGCGACGAGAUCAAAAUGCUCAAGCGGCUGAACCCAAAAUGGACUGUUGCAGCUGUGCAACACUACCUCUACAUCGAAAUGAAUAAUGUGGAUAUGAUGAAAGAGAUUGUAGUCCUCGAAGAGCUUGGCGAAGACAUCAAGAAGAUCUUCCGGAAUCGACUCAAUAAGAAGUUCGAGGAUCAGCAGGCGCGUCUCCUAGGCGACGAUUCGAUGGUGUUGAACACCUGGUCUGAGUACCGGAUUGCAGAGAAGCAGAUGGAAACCCCGCAAAUUGCUUCAUUCGUUCUGGAAGCGGUAGAGCCAGCCGAGUCUCCCGCGGCUGUUCAGCCCGGCUCCCACGUCCGGCUCAAGCUUGGUGGCAAGCUCGUCCGAGCUUAUUCAGUAAUUGGUGGAACGGAAAACCGUUUCGAACUUGGAAUCGCCUUCGAUGCGAACAGUCGAGGUGGUUCGAAGUUCCUGCAUGAGAAAACCAAGCGUGGCGAUACCCUCACCGUUGGGAACAUAACCACCAGCUUUCCCCUAUCGAAGAGAGCUGAUCACCACAUUAUUAUUGCUGGUGGAAUUGGCAUCACUGCCUUCCUUGCGGCAGCUCAGUUCCUGGAAUCAACUGGUAUGAGCUACAGCUUCCAUCUUGCGGUCGCCUCAGAUGUCCCUUUCCGACGAUACCUGGAUCCUCUCGGCGAUAAAGUCACGAUUUACAGCAAAUUCCAGGGAAAUCGAAUGGACAUCCCGACAGUUCUUGCCAGGGGGGAUGACAAUACGCACGUCUAUUGCUGUGGACCCGAGCGUCUCAUGGAAGGCGUCACAAACGCUGCUGAAGGAAUUGGACUCCCGAAGAGCAACAUUCACUUUGAGACUUUCCAAAUCUCGGCCUCUGGAGAUCCAUUCACUGCAGAUCUCACCAUUAGCAAGAAAAAGAUUGAGGUAGAUGCAUCCAAGAGCUUGUUGGACGCACUACGAGAGACCGGGUUCGACAUACCCUCUUCAUGCGAAGCUGGCAAUUGCGGCACGUGUCAGGUUACUGUUUGCGGGGGAAGGAUCGAGCAUCGGGGGACUGGCUUGACUGAUGAGGAAAAGGAGAAUACGAUGCUGAGUUGUGUUUCUCGGGGCAUUGGGGAAGUCUCGCUGGAGCUGUAAUGGUUUCAUGCUAAUACCACGUCUGGCUUUUUCUUCAAUUUUCUGCAUCCCUCUUCUAGAUAUCCCAAAUUUCAACGUCGGCAUUCAUGGUUCCCGAAGGCCGUGGUAUACUAAGUCAAUCUAUGUGUAUUCAGUCGCAGUCAAUCUUUGCUGUUGCUUCCAGACUCAAUUAUGUGUGUACAAGAACUUGAUUCUACCCAAGCUCAAUCGCUCCUGUCAUUCUUUUUCUACGUCUAGGAAACAGCUCCCAUGUUCAAAGUCCACAACGCUCAAUAAGAUGUGUACCUAACAUACAGACCAAUAGGCUGCACCAAAUUGCGUUCGUUCGAUAUGAUGCCAGAGGUAUCGUUGAU